Olea europaea var. sylvestris is the source of this 4611-nucleotide messenger RNA. RefSeq lists its product as uncharacterized. The record is from RefSeq and is a predicted model, not a curated record. Lineage: Eukaryota; Viridiplantae; Streptophyta; Magnoliopsida; Lamiales; Oleaceae. The transcript is spliced from 3 exons. Bases 207 to 4379 code for a protein of 1390 amino acids.
UUUCUUCAAUUGUUUGCUACAAACACGAGUGUGUCGCAACUCGAACACUCUUCGACACAUCACCGAAAAUAUUACUUCCAACUCUCUCUGCAUCAACCCUUGAAAAUCCCAGCUUGCACUUCUGAAAUCAUCACUCUAAGAUUCUUGUCAAGAUUAAGCCUUCUCUUUGUUUACGAAGUUAAAAUUUCGAUUCAGAUUUGGUAACUAUGGAGGAUGAGCACGGAGAUGUGGGUCCCGUGAUUAGUGGUAUUUCAGAGCCCACCGAGAGUAUUAUUUUACCAAAUGAAACCCUAAUGGAAAAUUUGGAAUGUGAGAAUCAAAUUGAUGGGUCUUAUAGCGAGGGAGGUGGAGGGGAGAUAAUGGUCGAAGUUGUGGGGUCUGACGUGUUUGUUGAUCGAGUCAGUGAUGUUAAAGAGGGUGAUUUGGGGUCAGGGGAAGUUGGAGAGUUGAGGGGUUGUACAUCAGAUAACAGAAAUGAAGCUGCAACGCAUGAUUUUCAGGAGGUCACAAAUGCUUCAACUGAAGUGGCUGAAAAUAAGGUUGAGGAAGUUGAGGGAGAAGAGACGGCAUUGAGUGGACUGAGCCACAUUGCAGAAGAAGUAGAGGUCAGGUUUAGCGAGUCUGUUUAUGGUGGGGCACAUGCAGUUUGUGGUGUGGAGUCACAAGGAGAUCAUGAGGCGAGGAUUCCUGUGAAUGAGGUUGUUAUGGAGAAAUCUGAUGCUGUGGUUAGAGAAGAAGGGGGCAGUAAACAAGAAGCGUCUGAUAAAGAUGGUGCAAAUAAUGCAACUCCGGAAGUUUCGGAUCAUCCUGUAGAAGUUUCUGUUGGGGAGGAAGAUGUUGCGGUGCACAAAGAAGAGAUGUUGCACUUAGAUGAUAAUGUUGCAAGUGAUGAUACGUUGAUCAUGAAUUCUAUACCCUCUCACGAGAUGAUUGAUGCAACUUCUGGCAGUGAAGUUGCACAUGUGGAAGCUUCCCCUAACCUGAGUUGUGAAGUUCCCAAUAUAGUUCCCUUUGAUGGGAACGAUAAGAGCGUUGGAGAUGUUGGUUUAGUUCAUGACGGUUCGGAGCCCAUGAUUAAAAAGACCCAGAUGGCAUCGAGUUCCAAUGUUUUAGCUUCUGAUCAUGAAACACAAGUUUGCGGAAGAGACGUUUUACCCACAGGGACAUUUGUGGUUGGCCCUGUUAUUGACAGGUUAAAUGAGGAUUCGAUUCUUAAAUCGUAUGACAUAAUCUCUGAUUCUAAGGAUGAUAAUCUAGGCUUGAAAGAUUUUGAUAGCAUGAACUCAGGGACAGGACAUGGAAAUAAUAGUGUUUCACAUGCUUGUUCCGAGUCUAUUCACGAACAAACUUUUGUUAGUGAAAGAGGGGAAGUUACGACCAUGGACGUUGAUGGGGUGCUGGAUGUCAAAGAUGAAGGAUCAGGCAUUGACUUGUCAGAUAUGACUUGCUCUAGCAAUGACAAAAUCUUGAAGAGCAAUGGGAACUUUGAAAAUGACUUGGCACAAAGAAACAAAGUGUCAUGCAAUGAACCAACUGAAUCUGCUGAUGGGGGUGAUAAUAAUGUGAUAGAUGAAGAUAAGCUUCUCAAGGUUAAAGGUGAAUCUGAUGUGAUGAAUAGUCAAGCUAUCUUGACGGGAUUAAAGGUAAAUUUCUCAAAUACAACAAAUUCAACUCUUCUAGGAGAUGAAUAUUUGGUACAAGCUGACUCGGGAAUGUAUACAGACCAACCUCUUGUUGCCACAGCAGAGGUUGAAGUGAUAAAUGAUCAGAAAGUUGCAAACUCCAACAAAGAUUUGGAUAGAGAUGCAUUUAUCCAAGAAGAUGAUAAAGAGAUAAUUGCUGAAGCUCCUUUGCAAUCUUUGUACGAGCAUCCGGGCACUGUUAAAAUUCUCGCUUCUGAUGUUCCUUCCAAGAAUACAUAUGUUUCCACCACAGGUGAAAAGUCAAAGACUGAGACGACUGGUGUGCAAAUGGCAGAUGAUGAUGUUAUUGUGAAUGAUUCUGCUGUUGUUGCUGAAGUUGAGGUUGGCAACUUUGUUGAAGAGAAUAGAUCCAUUCAAGAUGGUAAACAAGAGGGUGCCUUCCAAAUAACUGAACAGUUCACCCGUGCUCUUGAUAAGGAUGAGAUCAAGAGUCAUAUAGUCGAUAAUGCUAUAUCAAAUAAAGGGGCUAACAUAGAGGUGGUUUCGGAGGAUAAAAUUAUGACUGGAUUAGAUGUUGCAAAUGAACAGUUGGAGAUACCCUUAGCUGCUGAUGACAUUUCUCUGGUAGAGGGAAAUCACAGUGAGGCGAAUUACGUGUACAAUGUGGUUUCUACUGAAGGGGAGAAUCAGGCUGUUGAAGCAGAAGAUGGAUCUGGCAUGAUAAGUGGCAACAAUAUUGUGCUGGGUAAUGCUUCUGAACCAAAAUUUAUGGAAGAGCAGCAGGAAAGAGAAGACAACGACAUAAGUCAUAAAGUGGAGGAAGAUGAUUGUAAGGAGCCAAUAAUAGGAAUUGAAGAGCAUUCUUCCGAGACUGACCAAUCGAAGAUAUCAAAUGAGGAACUUUUGUCACCUGUAAGCUCAAACCGAUCUCAAUAUCUAUGGCUUGCAGAAAAUGAAGGUCAGCUUUCUGUAUCUGAUCUAGUCUGGGGUAAAGUCAGAAGCCAUCCCUGGUGGCCUGGACAGAUUUUUGAUCCUGCUGAUGCUUCAGAGAAGGCAAUGAAAUAUUGCAAGAAAGACUGCUUUUUGAUAGCCUAUUUUGGAGAUCGAACUUUUGCUUGGAAUGAUUUAUCUGUAUUGAAGCCUUUUAGAUCACAUUUUUCUCAGAUUGAGAAGCAGAGUAAUUCAGAAGCAUUUCAAAAUGCAGUUGAGAGUGCCUUGGAAGAGGUUUCUAGACGAGUAGAGUUGGGUUUGGCCUGUCCUUGCAUACCACGUGAAGCCCUUGAUAAGAUUGAUGUCCAGACUGUAGAGAAUACUGGUAUACGUGAAGAAUCAAGUAGAAGAUAUGGUGUGGAUCGAUCUACGAAAGCAACUUCCUUUGAGCCCACCAAGCUUUUGGACUAUGUGAGGGAAUUGGCAUCGGCGGCAUCUCAUGGGGCUGAUCGACUGGAUCUUGUGAUUGCCCAAUCUCAGUUGUUGGCAUAUAGUCGUUAUAAGGGUCAGCAUACACAGAUUGAAUUUGUCUUCUCUGGAGAAUUGUUAGAAAAUGAUGCGCACACACAAUCAAGUGAUGCAGUCGAUGAUUUCUUAGGCAAGGCUGCUUCCCAUAAACGGAAAGACACUCCGAUGGAUAGCUUGCAACCGAGGAAGAAAGAGAGAAGUUUCAAAGAAAUAAUGGGUGACAUAGCAUAUUCCCCGGAUGGUGAAGGUGAGCCAGAUGCGAAAGAUUCGAGCAAAUCAAUUUCCUCGUCUUCUGGCAGGAAACGUAAAACACUUGAUUCUUUUGCUGAUGGAUCAGAUCCUAGGGGAAUCGUUCAUGCUGCAAAAGUAUCUACUAAUAUAUCUCCAACACUUAAACCUUCAUUUAAAAUUGGCGAAUGCAUCCGUAGAGUAGCAAGCCAGUUGACUGCUCCCACAUUGUCAAGUUCAAAAGGUAACAUUGAUCAAACAGGAAUUGAGAGUGGUCCACAGAUUAAUGAGCCCCAUGAAGAGGGAAGUAUGGUUGUUCCUGAAGAAUUUUCUUCUCUAGACGAGAAGCUAUCACAACUUAAACUGGCGGCACAGGAUCCCAGUAAAGGUCAUAGCUAUUUAAGAUCAAAUGUUACUUUCUUCACAGGUUUUAGAAGUUUGAUUGCUUUGAAUCGGCGAGGUAGAAAGAAAAAGGCUUCUCUUGCUGCUGAUGGGACCGGAGAAUUUGAAUUUGAUGAUGCGAAUGACUCUUAUUGGACGGACAGGAUUGUCCAAAACUAUUCCGGGGAGCAACUUUUGCAGGCUAGGGAGAAUGGGGGAGGACAAUAUCCGCCAGUGCCAUAUGAUCCGGAAAAAUAUCAAAAUUCAGGUCGCCGGCCGCACUCUAGAAAGCGAUAUUCCAGUGGGAACCUUGGAAAGACAUCUGAGGAAUCAAACGAGGAUGUUAAUAAGAGGAAGCAAGAGUCGUUGCCUGCGGAACUUGUACUAAACUUUGCAGAGAGAGAUUCUCUUCCGUCAGAAAUCAGUCUUACUAGAAUCUUCAAGCGUUUUGGGCCAUUGAUGGAAUCAAAGACUGAAGUUGAUCGUGAUUCCGGCCGUGCUAAAGUUAUCUUUAAGAGGAAUUCUGAUGCGGAAGUUGCUUUCAGUAGCGCCGCAAAGUUCAACAUUUUCGGUCCUGUGCUCGUUAAUUACCAGCUCGUUCACUCACUGACAACUUCUGUACAGUCUUUUCCCCUUGCAAUAUAUCAAGGCCAGGAGGAUGCAACCUGAUGCUAUAGCUCAGUUGAGAGUAUGGGAAAUAUAAUCUGAAAGAUGAAGCUGCAGUGAAAUGUGACUCAAAGUUGUCUUCCGAUCGACAAGGUAACCAGACUAGAUUUUCUGGUUGUAAAAAUAGUUCAAUUUCCUUGUAUUGAGUGAUCUUACUAUUUUGUAGUUGAGCAGGAUGCAUUUUGUCGGAUUGGAUUGCCUAUGCUAUCAAAUAUAAAAUGCUUCGCUUUUGUAA